Molecule: messenger RNA, 1470 nt
Organism: Thelazia callipaeda (thelaziosis nematode)
Lineage: Eukaryota; Metazoa; Nematoda; Chromadorea; Rhabditida; Thelaziidae
Source: the annotation of a GenBank genome assembly
AUGUCUACAAGUGGAGAAGUAGUGGCUUUAAAUAUGAAAGAUGGUACAUGUAUUCAAGGACGGAUUAAAUCUGUAGACGUAAACGCUCGUACUGUUUGGUUACAACGACCAUUUCAAAAUGGAAAACCAAUGGGAGAACUUGAAAAGUCAUUUUCUAUUGAUACAAUUCAGUCAUUUCGAGUUUUGGAUGUCAGGGCUAAAAGAAUGGAAGAACUUGAGAAAGAGCAACGCAAAGAAAAAAAAGUGGAAAAGAACGAAAAGGUUAAGAAAGUUGAAAAAGUAGGAAACGGCGAAAAAGUAAAAAAGGAGGAAAAAGUAGUGAAAGAUGAAAGCAAAAAAAAGGGGAUAGAAAAAAAUGAGCAGCGAUCGCAUCAUAAUUCCCCUUCUGGUUCUUCUAGCUCGUCAUAUGCAUUAAGAGGGAAAUCGAAACGUGGUUACUGUUCUCAAUCUUCAUUUAGUAGACACUCUUCUGCAACUUUUAAUAGUUCAUCGUAUACACCAGGUUUAUCAAGUAGGUAUGGGCGAAAUCGCGGACAAAGUUGGUUUUCUGAAUUACAACCUCGUGAUAAGAUUCAAAGCUUACGAGAUAAGAAGUCUAAUGAAGGUUUGCUCAAGCCUAUUGAUUUUGAUUUAGAAGAAGAUUUCGAUUUCGAGAAAAACUUGGAAAUUUUUCGGAAAUACGAAGAAAAUAUGGAACAGAAGGAAGCUUCCUCUUCAGAAGCUCAGUAUAUGCACAGAAAUUAUGAGCACUAUGAAAAUGUUGUCUCAGAUCCAUCAAGAGUUAAUUCAUGGACUAUGAAAGAGCCUGUUCAUUUUGUUGCAGCGCGUUUAGACCAAACAAUUAAUGGACAAGAAAUUCCAUUUUUGGCACCGAGUGACAAAGAAAAAUUUUUGCAGAAGGCAGAACCUUAUUUGGGAAGUGAUAUAUUUCACGUAAUGGUUGCAGAUCGUUUAAUGACCUUUGUCUGGAAUGUUAUUGAUAGGUUUGAAAUUAUGGUUAGCCAGGUAGUUGUGCUUGAUUCAGCUACUGUGAAUACUUAUUUGACAGCAAUGUUUUUGCGUCAUAUUUCGAACAGGGCUUGUCAAACAGUAAUAUAUCCUUGUACACUUGGCCCAUAUGAUUUACCCUUUGUGCGUCAAGUGCGUCGUAUUGAGGAGCUUCCAAAAGACAAUAUUCAACUGAUUGUUGUAUUAUGUCCAUCAGUUUUGGGACCCAUCAGGAAAUGGAUCAGGGAUUUGUCACCAUCACCACAUUUAAUAUGCAUUGAGAAGCCACCCGAAAUAGUUGUGAAUGAGCAUACCAUGAUGGUUGGUGUUGGAACCGAUAACAAUGGUUCUCAAAAGCAUAAUAAGAAUUCAAAUAGUGUACGGGCUGUCGUAGAUAUCGGAAUACCAUUUACUUGGAUGGAUACUGAUUCAGCUAGUUGCCUUUCUCGCACAUUUGCCACGCAGAAUAUUGUCAUAUGUUAG